UUAACUAACCGUCGUGUCCCCUCCAAUGGCGGACGGAGGAGACGAGCCCGACGAAGCCGAGGAGCUCGGCGGCAGGCAGAAGGCGGAGAUCGCCAAAUGGUUCCUCGCCAAUGCCCCCGCCGGGGAGAUCCAAUACGUCGCCAAAGACAUGCGAUCGAUCCUUGGGGAUGACGCAAUCUACGAGAUGGCUGCAGCAGAGGCCUACCCCGUCUACAACAAGGCGCAUUUGAUUGCUCUCCAGAUGCCUGAUCGGAGUGGUGAUGUACUUAUUACGGCAUAUGGAGAACUUGACAAAAACAAUUAUUUUGAUCCCAGGACUGCUCAAGUUGCUACAGUGGAUCAUGUCAAACAAGUAUGUACAAAUGUAAGACCUGCUAGUGAUGAGGAGCUCCCAUCUCCAUAUAUUGAGGAGUUCCGGAGUACCCUGGCUGAUGAACUCAGCAAAUAUGUUGGAGAAACUUAUCCAAAGGGAACCUGUGCAGUUUACUGCAUUAGUGGUAAAGAUGCAGAAGGACCAGGAGCUGAUUUUGAGUUUGUAAUCGUGAUUUCUGCUACUAAGUAUAGCCCACAAAAUUUCUGCAAUGGAAGAUGGCAGUCAACUUGGAAUGUGGAUUUCAAGGAUGAUCUGCAGUUUGUGGAAAUAAAAGGAAAGAUACUAGUAGGAUCCCAUUACUUUGAAGAAGGAAAUGUCCACUUGGAUGCUAAAAAUGAAUUCAAGGACUCCACCAUCUUCCAGUCUCCUGAAGAUUGUGCUGCCUCAAUAACCAACAUUAUUUGCCACCAUGAAACUGAAUUUAUGGCAUCUCUUGAGGCAUCGUAUGUGCAUUUACCUGACACCACUUUCAAGGAUCUGAGAAGGAAACUUCCAGUUACUCGUACGCUUUUCCCAUGGCACAGUACUUUGCAGUUCAGCCUUACAAGGGACAUAACAAGGGAACUUGAAAUUGGACAGUGAAGUUUUCCAGGAACGAUCGUUGUAAAGAUAGACUUGCCUCUCUUCACACCUAGAAAUACCCAUCGUUCACAGAUAUGUACAACCUUUUGUAUUCUACUUGCACUCUCUGAUUUAUUUGUCUGUUGCACGGAGUUUGAAAAGAAAAUAAUGUCCUCUGCAAUUUGUUGUACGUGGUUCACUGAUCUUAUUUAGAAGCUCACUGAUGACUGAUUCAGUAGGGCAAAGACCUGAACCGUGGAUGACCUCGUCUCCGAACAAGCACUGCGGGGCAGCAGCUGUACACAGCCUUUAGUAGUAUGAUGUAUGACGUGAGAACCAUAUGUUACAAAACUCAUUUUAACCAUGUCAGCAUGCUAAUCUGGAAUCUCUAUAGCCUUAAACUCGAUUAACUGCUAUACUGCAGGCAUUUCUUUU
Molecule: messenger RNA, 1369 nt
Organism: Musa acuminata subsp. malaccensis (wild Malaysian banana)
Lineage: Eukaryota; Viridiplantae; Streptophyta; Magnoliopsida; Zingiberales; Musaceae
Product: F-actin-capping protein subunit alpha
Biological process (GO): actin cytoskeleton organization; barbed-end actin filament capping
Cellular component (GO): F-actin capping protein complex; actin cortical patch
Molecular function (GO): actin filament binding
Source: RefSeq, a predicted model, not a curated record